AGUCUGGGACCAGGGCAGGAGUCCAGACGAACUGCCCGGAGGAGGCUGCUGCUGGCCUGUGCAGUCGGCCUCCUCUUCAUGGCUGGAGAGGUCAUCGGAGGGUACCUGUCCCAGAGCUUGGCCGUGCUCACUGAUGCAGCUCACCUCCUCAGUGAUGUGUGCAGCGUGCUCCUCUCUCUCUUCUCCCUCUGGCUCUCCGCUCGAUCGCCCACUGACACCAUGACCUACGGCUGGCACCGCUCAGAGAUCUUGGCCAUGCUUCUGUCUGUCCUCUCCAUUUGGGCGGUGACAGCUGCUCUGCUAUGGGCCGCUGUGCUCAGACUCUCAGAGGGACAGUUCCACAUAGACACCAAAAUCAUGCUAAUAACAUCAGCUUGUGCUGUUCUCGUCAAUGUGCUGAUGGUGUUGAUCCUGCACCAGCCUGGCUCCUCCCACAGCCAUGGUUCUGUCCAAUCAGAACGGACUCAAAGGGCGGCCCGUGGCCCCUCUCGUGGAAACAGUCCGGUCCAGACUAAUGCGAGUGUGAGAGCUGCGUUCAUACAUGUGCUCGGAGACCUGCUGCAGAGUCUGGGGGUGCUACUGGCAGCUGGUGUGAUACACUUCUGGCCUGAGUAUAAAGCAGCCGACCCUGUCUGCACGUUCCUGUUCUCUGCUCUGGUUUUGUGGACCACUAUACCAGUCAUUAAAGAUGUCCUCAGAGUGCUCAUGGAAGCGUGUCCAGAGCACGUGCAGAUGGACUCUGUCUGUGAGAUGCUGCUGUCUGUGUCUGGGGUCGUGUCUGUGCACAGUCUCAGAGUGUGGAGCCUCAACCUCAAUGUCCCCCUGCUGUCUGCACAUGUUAUUACAGAUGCAGAUGCAGAUGCCCAGCUUGUCCUGAUGAGAGCGUCAGACCUUCUCCGCUCCGAGUUUGGAUUCUCCAGCGUCACGAUUCAAGUUGAGAAAACUGAAUCGUGACGCAUAUCAGGAUCUGACCAUA
Periophthalmus magnuspinnatus is the source of this 976-nucleotide messenger RNA. RefSeq names its product proton-coupled zinc antiporter SLC30A2-like. The annotation marks the transcript as partial. Gene Ontology annotation, biological process: response to zinc ion; zinc ion transmembrane transport. Lineage: Eukaryota; Metazoa; Chordata; Actinopteri; Gobiiformes; Gobiidae. The transcript has 7 exons. Gene Ontology annotation, cellular component: plasma membrane. The record is from RefSeq and is a predicted model, not a curated record. Gene Ontology annotation, molecular function: zinc ion transmembrane transporter activity.